Molecule: messenger RNA, 1614 nt
Organism: Penicillium atrosanguineum
Lineage: Eukaryota; Fungi; Ascomycota; Eurotiomycetes; Eurotiales; Aspergillaceae
Product: nucleobase cation symporter-1 family protein
Exons: 7
Coding region: 1-1614 (537 amino acids)
Biological process (GO): transmembrane transport; nucleobase transport
Cellular component (GO): plasma membrane
Molecular function (GO): nucleobase transmembrane transporter activity
Source: RefSeq, a predicted model, not a curated record
AUGAAGGCAUUCUUAAAGAAACUCGAGAUCGAAAGUGAAGGUGGCCCUGAACCAGAUCGGUGGAUCAACAAUGAUAUCAAACCUAUCGAGGAGGGUCGUCGCACCUGGGGAUUCUGGACUUUCCACAAUUUCUGGAUUCUUGUCAAUUCAAAUAUAUCGUCCUAUAUGACUGGCAGUUCUCUCAUUGCUUUGGGACUGACAUGGUGGCAAGCCAUAAUAGCUAUCGUGGUUGGACAAAUUAUUGCUACUAUCUUGGUUGUGCUGAACUCGUUACCGGGUGCAUAUUACUACUUGGGCUUCCCGGUCGUGAACAGAUAUGUGUGGGGAAUGUAUGGAAGUCAGUUCGUGAUCUGGAAUCGUAUUUUACUCUCAAUUGUUUGGUACGGUUUCCAAGCCUGGAUUGGCGGUGAAAGUGUUUACGUCUGUCUCCAAGCAAUCUGGCCAAACCUCGAAGAGCGAAUCCCAAACACUCUCUCCGCCUCAACAGGCACAACAACUGCGACAUUCGUCUCAUAUAUCAUCUUCAUGAUCAUCUCACUACCAGUAAUCUAUAUCCGACCUUUCAAACUGAACUACCUGUUCUAUGGAUCCUCCGCAAUAAUCAUAGUCUUUGAAAUUGUUCUUCUGGUCUGGUCCCUGGCGACAAUGGGGCCUGAAGGCUUUGGAUCAACUAUCUCCAACGCCAGCAGUAAUUCAUCCGGUUGGAACAUCGCAUUCGGAAUAAUCAGUACCAUCGGAUCUAUUGCCGCUGGUAUCUUGAAUCAGAAUGACUAUGCGCGAUUUGCACGCAAACCAAGAGAUGCCAUUUGGGGGCAAGUAAUAAGUUUCCCUUUCUAUGCAAUUGUGUGUUGUAUUAUUGGGAUUUUGGUCACGGCUGCUACGCAGGAACGAUAUGGUGAGGCAAAGUGGAACCUACCGACACUUUUUAGUGCGAUUAUUGAGCAUGGUGGAUCAAGAUCUAGAGCGGCGGCUUUCUUUGGGGGUGCUGCCUUGGUUAUUUCGCAAAUAGGGGUUAAUGUGCCCGGAAAUGCUUUGGCUGGAGGCUUUGACUUGGCAGCCACUUUCCCACGAUACAUCAACAUUCGUCGCGGUGCUUACAUUACAGCUGCUAUCUCGGUCGCAUGUAAUCCAUGGAAGCUAGUCAAUACGGCGACAACAUUCCUUGCUGUUCUGAGCAGUUAUUCCGUGUUCUUGGGUCCUAUGACCGGUCUUAUGAUCUCAUCGUACUUCGUCAUCAACCGCUGCAAAAUCAAAGUGGACGAUCUUUUCAUCGGAGACAGCUCCAGUAUCUACUGGUAUACGUAUGGAUUGAACUGGCGCGCUAUUGUUGCAUGGGUUUGCGGCACUGUGCCAUCUUUACCUGGCUUCGUUGCUUAUGUUAGUUCCGGUGUCACUGUUCCUAUCGGUCUAACACACCUGUACUACAUCUGCUUCUUGUCAGGUCUAGUUAUCAGUGCCUCUGUUUAUUGUGGGCUUCAUUAUGUCUUCCCCGUGGCUGCGAUUAAGGACUUCGUGGAGAAUUCCCCUCCUGCCAAGGUAUUAAUGCGCGAGUACCAGGAGCGCUGGGAUCGUGGUGAAGAAGUAGAGACCGUCUUGGAGGCACCCAAACUCUAA